AGCCGGCCGCGCUGCUGGGGGCGACGCCGGGACCCCCGCCCCCUCCCUCCCUCCCCCCGGCAGCCCCCCGCCUCCUGCUCUGCACCCCAGGGUUGUGAGCCCCGCGCGGCCGGGCGGGGGCGCCCCAGCAGCAGGAUGUACCCGCAGGGACGGCACCCGACCCCGCUGCCCUCCGGCCAGCCCUUCAAGUUUUCCAUCUUGGAGAUCUGCGACCGCAUCAAAGAGGAAUUCCAGUUUCUUCAGGCCCAGUACCACAGCCUCAAGCUGGAGUGUGAGAAACUGGCCAGCGAGAAGACAGAGAUGCAGCGCCACUACGUCAUGUACUACGAGAUGUCCUACGGCCUCAACAUCGAGAUGCAUAAGCAGGCUGAGGUCGUGAAGCGGCUGAGCGGGAUCUGCGCCCAGAUCAUCCCGUUCCUGACACAGGAGCACCAGCAGCAGGUCCUGCAGGCCGUGGAGCGGGCGAAGCAGGUCACAGUCGGGGAGCUGAACAGCCUCAUCGGGCAGCAGCAGCUCCAGCCCCUGUCCCACCACGCCCCCCCUGUACCCCUCACCCCUCGCCCGGCUGGGCUGGUGGCUGGCAGUGCCACAGGGCUGCUCACCCUGUCCGGAGCAUUGGCUGCGCAGGCCCAGCUGGUGGCGGCCGCCAAGGAGGAUCGCGUGGGCGUGGAGCCCGAGGGAUCCCGAGUGGAGCGCGGCCUGAGCCCGAGCGGGUCCCCCUCGCCCCCCGAGAGUCUGGUGGAGGAGGAGCGGCCCGGUGGCCCUGGGGGCAUCGGGAAGCCGAGAGCCGAGGACAAGGACCUGGCGGGACCUUAUGAAAGCGAGGAAGACAAGAGCGACUAUAACCUGGUGGUGGACGAGGACCAGCCCUCGGAGCCGCCCAGCCCGGCCAGCACGCCCUGCGGAAAGGCCCCCGUCUGUGUCCCCGCCCGGCGGGACCUCGGGGACAGCCCGGCCUCCUUGGCCUCCGGCCUGGGCUCGCCGGUCCCCAGAGCCAAAGAGCUGCUCCUGAGCGACCUUCCCACCGGCCCUCCUGCUUCUAAGUCCUGCGAUUCCUCCCCACCCCAGGACACGUCCACCCCUGGGCCCAGCUCUGCCACUCACCUCUGUCAGCUGGCGGCCAAGCCGGCCCCCUCCACAGACAGCCUGGCGCUGAGGAGCCCCCUGCCUCUGUCCAGCCCGUUCACCACAUCCUUCAGCUUGGGCUCCCAUGGCACCCUGAACGGGGACCUCUCCGUGCCCAGCUCCUAUGUCAGCCUCCACCUGUCGCCCCAGGUCAGCAGCUCCGUGGUGUAUGGACGCUCACCCAUGAUGGCGUUUGAGUCACAUCCCCACCUCCGAGCCUCGUCCGUCUCAUCCUCGCUGCCCGCAGUCCCCGGAGGGAAGCCGGCCUACUCCUUCCACGUGUCCGCCGACGGCCAGAUGCAGCCCGUGCCUUUUCCCUCGGACGCGCUCGUGGGUGCGGGGAUACCGCGGCACGCGCGGCAGCUGCACACACUGGCGCAUGGCGAGGUGGUCUGCGCUGUCACCAUCAGUGGCUCCACGCAGCACGUGUACACGGGUGGCAAAGGCUGCGUGAAGGUGUGGGACGUGGGCCAGCCCGGGGCCAAGACGCCCGUGGCCCAGCUGGACUGCCUGAAUCGGGACAACUACAUCCGUUCCUGUAAGCUGCUGCCAGACGGCCGGAGCCUCAUCGUGGGUGGCGAGGCCAGUACCCUGUCCAUCUGGGACCUGGCGGCGCCCACGCCCCGCAUCAAGGCUGAGCUGACCUCUUCGGCCCCUGCCUGCUACGCCCUGGCCGUCAGCCCCGACGCCAAGGUCUGCUUCUCCUGCUGCAGCGACGGCAACAUCGUGGUCUGGGACCUUCAAAACCAGACCAUGGUCAGGCAGUUCCAGGGCCACACGGACGGGGCCAGCUGCAUCGACAUCUCGGACUACGGCACCCGGCUAUGGACAGGCGGCCUGGACAACACCGUGCGCUGCUGGGACCUGCGGGAGGGCCGCCAGCUGCAGCAGCACGACUUCAGCUCCCAGGUGCUGCCGGCCUGGCGGACGGUGGCUCCCCCCGCUCUGCCCGAGAUUUUUUCCCUGGGCCACUGUCCCAACCAGGACUGGCUGGCCGUGGGGAUGGAGAGCAGCAGUGUAGAGCUCCUGCACGUCCGCAAGCCCGAAAAAUACCAGCUGCACCUCCACGAGAGCUGCGUCCUGUCCCUCAAGUUCGCCUCCUGUGGGCGGUGGUUCGUGAGCACAGGCAAGGACAAUCUGCUCAAUGCCUGGAGGACACCAUAUGGAGCCAGCAUCUUCCAGUCCAAGGAGUCCUCCUCCGUCUUGAGCUGUGACAUCUCUAGGAAUAACAAAUACAUCGUGACGGGCUCAGGAGACAAGAAAGCUACGGUGUACGAGGUGGUCUACUGAGGCCCCAGCCGGCUCCUGGGGGUGACGGGAGACCCCUGUGCUCACCGGCUGACACCUCCUGCCUCCCUUCACUGCAGAGUGGGGUUGAUGGACCCAGGGUUCUGGGAAAUAAAUAUAUUUAUCAGAGCUGG
This is a messenger RNA of Cavia porcellus (domestic guinea pig), 2546 nucleotides long. It is a transcript of the gene Tle2, whose product is annotated as TLE family member 2, transcriptional corepressor. Bases 136 to 2415 code for a protein of 759 amino acids. NCBI's taxonomy places the organism in Eukaryota, Metazoa, Chordata, Mammalia, Rodentia, Caviidae. Gene Ontology annotation, cellular component: transcription regulator complex; nucleus. The record is from RefSeq and is a predicted model, not a curated record. Gene Ontology annotation, molecular function: protein binding; transcription corepressor activity. The transcript has 20 exons. Gene Ontology annotation, biological process: negative regulation of canonical Wnt signaling pathway; regulation of DNA-templated transcription.